Perognathus longimembris pacificus (Pacific pocket mouse) is the source of this 2462-nucleotide messenger RNA. It is a transcript of the gene Odf2l, whose product is annotated as outer dense fiber of sperm tails 2 like. Lineage: Eukaryota; Metazoa; Chordata; Mammalia; Rodentia; Heteromyidae. Gene Ontology annotation, cellular component: ciliary basal body; centrosome. Bases 185 to 2113 code for a protein of 642 amino acids. The transcript has 17 exons. The record is from RefSeq and is a predicted model, not a curated record. Gene Ontology annotation, biological process: negative regulation of cilium assembly.
UGCCCCAACACCUGGGAGGACACUGCCUCUCAAGCUAUUCUAGGAAUCCUCCAGCUUCUUGCUUCGCGACCUCGGUCUCCAUUCCUAGUCUUUCUCUCACUCUCCGCGUCCCGUUUCCUCCCAGCCGACCAAGCUGGACACCACAGUUUCUGUGGAGAAGUUAUUGAAUCCAUUUGCUGAAUUUAUGGAGAAGCUUAAUGAUGGUAGUCAUUCUGAAGAACUCUUUUCCCAUCUUAAAAGUUCACCAGUGAAAAAACAUUUACAAUGUCAUGCCAAUGAUGGACAUAUCAACAGCCUUAAUCAAGACAUCUUAAAUGAAAAGACUAGACUGAAGGCAACACUUAAGGAAGCUGAGCUGGCAGCCUGUUCUGUAGAAUUACUUUUGCCAUUAUUUAAGAACACUGUUGAAGAAAUCAGUUUAGACAAUGCUAACCUUUCUGCAUCCAAUUUGAAGAUUGCUGAACAGAAGGAAAUAUUAACAAAAGAAUUAGAUACUUUUAAGCGUGUUCAACUGGCCUUAGAACAUCUUAGAAAGAUAGACUACAAACAAGCAGGAGACAAUUUAUCCAGCAUGUUGUUAAAGAAUCUAACUGAUAAUGAAAAUGAAAAUGUUAAUCUUAAGAAGAAGGUCCUGGAAAAGGAAAUGUAUAUACAAGAACUUUCAUGUUUGUUUGAGAAUGAAAAGGCUAAUGCUUUGAAAGUAAACCGUUUUUCUCAGUCAGUGAAAGUAGUACAUGAACGACUACAGGCCCAAAUUCAUAAAAGGGAAGCAGAAAAUGAUAAGCUAAAAGACUACAUAAAGAGCAUAGAGAACAAAAUAGCCAAAUGGAAUUUGCAGCUGAGAAUGAAUAAACAAGAGACUGUAGCAGUGAAAGAAGCAAGUCGACAAACAUCCAUUGCUCUAAAAAAGGCAUCGAAAAUUUAUCACCAGAGGCUUAAACAUUUUACUGGAGAUAUUGAACAUCUUACUUCACAAAUUAGAGACCAAGAAGCCAAGUUGUCUGAAACAGUUUCAGCUUCCAAUGCCUGGAAAAGUCGUUAUGAGAAAAUUGUAAUUGAAAAAGCUGAAUUAGAGGUUCAAAUCGAAACAAUGAAAAAGCAAAUCACUGAUCUGUUAGAAGACCUGAAGAAAGUGCAAAACCAAGGGAAAACUUCAUGUGAAGGAAUUCUUAGAAAACUUAAUUCACUUGAAUAUGAAAAUGAAACUCUGGAUCUUGAGAAUACAAAAUUAAAGACUUCACUUGCUGCUUUGAAGGAUGAAGUUGUUUCUGUUGAAAAUGAACUCAUAGAAUUGCAAGAAGUAGAAAAACAACAAAAAGAACUUAUUGAAGUGUAUAAAACUCAGGUAGAAAAGUUGCAGGAAGCAGCUGAAAUUGUAAAAAGCAGAUUUGAAAAACUGCUAAAGGAAAAUAGCCAAAUGCCUAAAAACAAAAAUAAAAAAAUAGAGAAAAUGAGAAGCCAGAUGGAGUCUCAUCUGAAGGAUGUAGACAAUGUCCGAGAUGCCCUGAUGUCAGCUGAACGGAGGCUUCAGGAGUAUCAGGAGAGUCUGCAGCGCUGCAAGGAGAAAUGUGCAAGCCAGGCCCACACCAUUAGGGAGCUACAGGGCCAGUUUGAUGGAAAUCAUAGUCUUCUGACAAAGCUUUCGCUUGAGGAGGAGAAUUAUCUCAUUCAGUUAAAGUGUGAAAACCUUAAACAAAAAUUAGAACAGAUGGAUGCAGAGAAUAAAGAGCUUGAAAAGAAGCUAGAAGACCAAGAAGAAUGUCUUAAGCACGGCAAUCUGAAGCUUCAAGAGAAGUCAGCAGAAUAUACAGCACUGGCCCGGCAGCUGGAAGCUGCUUUAGAAGAAGGAAGACUAAAGGUUUCUGAAGAAAUAGAGAAAAUGUCAUCUAGAGAGAGAGCUUUACAAAUUAAAAUACUAGAUCUGGAAACUGAACUUAGGAAGAAAAAUGAAGAGCAAAACCAACUUGUUUGCAAAAUAAACAAUAAAGCACAAUAUCAGGAAGUAUGUUUGAAAGAAAUACAACAUAGUCUUGAGAAGUCGGAGAAUCAAAAUGAGAGUAUUAAGAAUUAUUUACAGUUUCUUAAAACUUCUUAUGUCACAAUGUUUGGGUAAAUUGUUGAAUCUAUUUUUUAUUCUAGUAUGUUUUGAUUUAUAAGUGUUCGUUCCAAUGUGAAGAUACUUGAAAUCUAAUUUAUUAUCUAACUGAAAUCUAAGAGACAGUAACUAUGUGGGCUUUUUUUUUUCUUAAUUGUUCUCAUUUAACACUGGUUUAACUCCUUUUAAAUUAUAUUUGAUUUUGGAAUGUUUUCUUCAUGUAUGAACAGAAAUCAGAAUCAGUCUUUAAUGUUUUUUCACACCAUUCAAAUGAAUUUUUGAUAAAUUUAGGCUAAAUAUGUGAUUGUAUAUAAUGUAUAUAUUUAUGUUGUGGUGCUAUGUAAAUAUAAUAAAAGAUAAUAUACUG